Lynx canadensis (Canada lynx) is the source of this 909-nucleotide messenger RNA. Its product is annotated as vomeronasal type-1 receptor 1-like. The coding region runs from base 1 to 909 and encodes 302 amino acids. The record is from RefSeq and is a predicted model, not a curated record. Gene Ontology annotation, cellular component: membrane. Gene Ontology annotation, biological process: G protein-coupled receptor signaling pathway. Gene Ontology annotation, molecular function: pheromone receptor activity. The transcript has a single exon. NCBI's taxonomy places the organism in Eukaryota, Metazoa, Chordata, Mammalia, Carnivora, Felidae.
AUGUCUUUUCAGAACAAUGUCCAAAGAACCACAGGGGAAAUGGCUCUGACAACCAUCUUGCUUUUCCAGAUGGGCAUUGGGACUCUGGCCAAUGUCACCCUCUUCUUCUUUAAUGUCUCUCCAAUCUUGUGUGGACACAAGCAGAGGCUCCCCAACACCAUUCUCACCCACAAGACUGUAGCCAAUCUCUUAGUUCUUCUCUCUGCUGGGAUUCCCCACAAGAUGGCGGCUUUUGUUUUGAGGAAGCCCCUGUCCAGUCUUGGGUGUAAAUUUGUAUAUUAUGUACAGAGAAUAGCUCGCAGCACCACCAUGUGCUGCACCUGUGUCCUGAGCACCCAUCAGUUCUUCAUACUCAUCCCAGAGAGGGCGGUGUGGACGAUGCUCAGAGGAAGAGCCCCCAAGAUCAUUGAUCCUUCCUGCUGUAUCUGCUGGGUGUUCAGUGUCUUAAUGAAUAUCUAUGUUCCUGUGAAAGUCACUGGUUCACAGGACACAGGAAACAGUAGUGACAUCCUCGGGAAGUGGUUCUGCUCAUCCUCAACUCUGAGUGCAGGCACUGUCAUCCUGUGGUUUGUCUCCGAUGCCGUGUUUAUUGGUCUCAUGAUCUGGUCCAGUGGCUUCAUGGCGCUGUUCCUGUACAGGCACCACCAGAGAAUGCAGUACAUUCACACCCCCAAUGGCUACCGCAAAUGUUCCCCGGAGACCAGAGCUGCCCACACCGUCCUGAUGCUGGUGGCCACCUUUGUGAACUUUUAUGCGCUGAAUUCCAUUUUUGUGUUUUAUGUCGCUGCCUUUUCAGAUUUCCGUCUAUGGUUGAUAGAGACUUCUAAUAUUUUGGCUUCAUGUUUCCCCACUGUUAGCCCCUUCUUGCUGAUCCUUCGGGAUUCUGGGGUUCCUAGGUCCCACUCUUGA